Molecule: messenger RNA, 1542 nt
Organism: Fraxinus pennsylvanica
Lineage: Eukaryota; Viridiplantae; Streptophyta; Magnoliopsida; Lamiales; Oleaceae
Source: the annotation of a GenBank genome assembly
AUGCUAUCUGAGGCGUGCAUCCGUAUGCAAGCCGCAUACUCAAACUCUCUGUUUCAGUUUCAGUCCACAGAACUAUCUGAGGGAAGAGGGGAAAUGGACGAAAAGGGGAAAAAGGAAGUAGUUGUAGAAGAUAGCUGCUCGGAAGAUGAAGCAUUGAAUGGUGCAAACAAGAAUGGCAUUGGGAUUGAAUCAGCGGAGCAGUUCUUCAAGGAUACAAAUGAUGAUCAGGCAGAAAUGAGGGAGAUGAAGAAGCAGACACUGUCGAUAUCUGAUGUGAUUUCAUCUGUUUUUCAUGUCUCAAAGGAGAAUAAACCAGCAGUGCUAUCAGAAAAUGAAGUGGUUGAACUAGAGUCCAUUAUUGAUGAUAAAGAGGAAGAUAAGCCGGAAGAAGUAAGUAUAGGUGUGGAAACAAGGUUAAUGGUGGAAGGAGAACCUGAUUUCAGAAAUGAAAACAUGCGAGCUCCACGAUACUCUGAGUCCGCAGAUUGGGAGGCAUGCUACAAAUGUAGCAGAGAUAGUCAUAAAGGGAAAUGCAAACUGAAGAAAAAGAGAAAACCAUGCUACAAUUGUGGAGAUUUAGGCCAUGAGGGAAAGCGUUGCAAACAGGUUAAAAAUUGCUUUAUUUGCUCUAACAAAGGGCACCUAGCCAAAGACUGUCCAAUGGACCAGCCAGAAAAGGAUAGAUUCUGUGUAAAAUGCGGAAAUCCCGGGCACGACAUGUUCUCAUGUACUGAUGAAUAUUGUUCUGAGGAUCUCAAGGCAUGUGAACUUCUUAAAAUUGUUAUCUUGUUCUUCCUUGUGGUGUUCAGUGCUAUGUUUGCAAAGAGUUUGGUCAUCUCUGCUGUGUUGACGAUAAAAGUGAAGGACCUAGACAUGUUUCCUGUUUCAACUGUGGGCAGUUGGGCCACUUGGGAGUGCACAAAAUUUAACGAGCAAUUGAAGACCGUAUGCUCCAAGUGUGGAGAGGGAGGUCAUCCACCCAAAGAAUGCAUCAAGUCUCCAGAGGUUGGAGGAUCGGGUAAUACCGAAGAUAAAGAAGUGGCAACUAACCCCGUAAACAAGAAGUCAACAAAAACUCGCAAGAAAAAGAAAAAUAAAAAGAAGCCAGAAGCAACAGUAAAUGUGUCUUGUGGUUCACCCAAUGGGAACAGAAGAUGGCAUGCAACACAAGCUAAUGGCCUGUACUUUGCAAGACCGGGAUCAAAUGUCUGGUUGUCACCCGUGGCUGCUGCUGCUGCUAGACGCUAUAGCAAUCAGUAUUUCAGUCAACAUCCUUAUCAUUUUUUUAGCCAUCAAGAUGGAACUCAACUUCCCCCAAACGCUUUCGAUUAUCAGAUUGGAAUUCGAUUCCCUCAUCAAAUUUAUAACCAUCAGAAUGCAAAUCCACUCCCUCAACAAACUCUUAACCAUCAGAACCCAGCUCAACUUCCUCAUCCAGUUCUUGACCAUCAAACAAGAGAUCUAGUUCCUCAACAAACCUUUAACCAUCAUACUCGACCUCGAGUUCCGUGCAAAAAUUUUAACCAUAAGACUAGACCUUAA